Molecule: messenger RNA, 3150 nt
Organism: Chara braunii
Lineage: Eukaryota; Viridiplantae; Streptophyta; Charophyceae; Charales; Characeae
Source: the annotation of a GenBank genome assembly
GGACGACAAAUAGCAAGUUGCGAAGGAAACGAACCGCAAGGGGGAAAUGCUCGGACGCGGUACAAGGAAUUAAUCGAAGCUAAGGAGAGAGAGGAAAGACAAUGGAUACGCUACUACAGUCCGUUUCAGAGUCAAGUGUCAUCACGACUAAUCUCGGUGGCUCUUCUUUCCCCGUGGAGGUGUCUUCUUCUGAUGAGAAGGUCCACGUUACUCCGCCACCUCGCAUAGCGAUUGAUCUGGGUACUUCUUCUUGCCGGGUGGCGGUGUGUCGCGAUGGAAAGGUCCAGGUCAUACCGGACGUGUCCGGUAAACUCUCAACACCGUCCAUUGUCGCAUUCACGGACGAGAAGUGUUUGGUGGGCGAACAAGCGCAGAAACAACUGCUGCUGCGCAAACCGGAAAACUUGCUGUACGAGGCGAGACGCCUCAUCGGACGGGAUUACGAUGCGAUCACAGACGGGGAGAGCAAAUGGUGGCCGUUCAUCGUCGUUAACGGAGACUCCGGCGAGGCGAUGCUGGACGUAAAGAGUGAACUCUUUUCCUCUGUGAUGAGCAAUUCCGGAGAUAAGGUUAAAGAAGUAUCCUCUGUGAUGAGCGGUUCUGGAGAUCAGGGUGAUGGCAUCGUUCUGCCAUCGGAGGGUCAUGGCAAGAGGUACUUGGCGCCUGAGCAGAUAGUAGCGAUGCUUCUAGCGAAGAUGAAGAGUGAUGCGGAGAAUUUUCUCCACCGCGAUGAGCUGCACGCAGCGGUCAUUACCGUCCCCGCGCUGUAUUGCGAUAGGCAGCGAACGGCGACCAAAGUGGCAGCCGAGAUCGCUGGCUUCACGGAUGUGCAGCUCGUCAGCGAAUCAACGGCGGCUGCUUUGAGCUACGCCCAGCACAAGGGACUCAUGACCUUCGACUGCUCUGGUGUUUCUCCUGAAGAACAAACUCAAGGUGGCACGAAGAUGCUUGUAGUUGCUAUGGGAGGAGGAAACUGUGAAGCUGCCAUGGUUACGAUUACCGGUGGAGAGCUCAGAGUUGACUCCUCAGCAGGCAAUCCGAGUCUCGGAGGCAUGGACUUCGACCACAAGAUGAUGGAACUAGUACGUAAUCGCGUGCAGCUGCAGUUUAAUCGGACACUCCCUCUGAACAGGAGCACGUUGCGGGAACUGAAGACAGCGAGCGAAAAGGCGAAGAAAGACCUGACCUUGAUGAGCGACACACAGCUCAGGAUUGACCGAUCCGGGAUACUGGGCCUUGACGAGGGACCGGAUUCAGUACCUGCUUUGUUUCGUAAAUCCGGGCGACGAUCUCCGCAUGACAUCACUCGUUGGAAGCAGCUUGCCGAGGAGCUGCCUGUGCACGAAUGGAGAAUCGAAUGGGAGAAGUACACCAGCCAAGUGAAGAAGAGAGAGUCUUCAUGCCCGGGCUGGCUGUGGAGUAUGAUAUUGGAAUGGAAGCGUGACAUCGACGGCUGGCUUGGCAAGAAGGCGGCAGGUGGGAUGAAGGAAUUUGCCUCCCGGUUUGCCGAAUUCCGAAGGGCGUGCGAAUAUGCAUUUGGAGCGUUGCGGGCAAGACCAAAUUCAGGAAGGAAGUUCUUGGUGGUCGAUUGCUGGAAAUCCAACGAUAUUGAGGACUGCUUGUAUAAUCUUUUCGUGAGCAGGGGCCCAGAGCUCUGCGAGAUGGUCAUCUCCAUGCCGCUUCAGGAGCUCCGCAAGAGAAAGAAGUGUAUCGCAGAAAUGGAGGGAAUCCGAUUAGCGGCACCCGGCCUUUCGCCCAAGGCGACGCCCAACGCCUUGAUGAACGGAGGGAUCCCUUACGUCCUGCUCCAGGCAGGGCCCGCGGUAACGGGCUCAGGUGAUCCAGAGGAUCUCUGCUCUGGGUGGAACAAGCUUGCUGGUGAGCAGGUGUCACUAGCCCUGCAAGCUGGUCUUCAGGUCCUCUUGCGCCUCGGACGAGAUGAUUGUGACGAUGUGCACUUCAGGAAUGAGGCUUUCAAACUGGAGGAGGAGAAGCUCCAUUGCGGAGCACAACUCAGGGACAUUGUCGGUCGCGUUGGCAAGGACUUUCGAAACAUAGCUAUAGCUUAUCUGCCUCCACGGCAUAUGCUGACUUCGGCAACUGAAGCCGCUGCAGCAGAGGCGCAAUGUGAUGUUGUCCAGACGGUUCGGCACAUAAUACUUGUGAUUGGGGACAUGGUGAACGACCAGCCCGCGGAUGCAACGCGCAUCCUUAUCGGCGGAUGCAAGACGGCGGACACGUGGCAUGCCCUGCUAAGUCGGCGGCACGAGAUCGAUGGCUUUCUUCUUGAGGCGGGCCUCCGAGAGCCUCACCUGUUUGACCAACUUCUUCUCCUAGGGGGACCAAGCAGGCGAAUUCGCCAGGAGAGGGGAGGCAAAGUGUUGCUUUGUGGGGGGCAGCAGGAAAAUGUGACCCACAGUGAGUAUGACAUGGUCUGGUUGAGCGCAGUCACAGACGAGCUGAUGGGUACAGAGGAGGUCCUCUGGACUGCGACGAAGUGUGUAUCAACUGUGGGAGUGGGUUCAGAAAUGAACGUGAUCAGGGAAAUCAACGGCUCCAAUGUGUUGCUCUGGAAGGAGGGUCAUAUUAUGACCGACUACCGCGGAGAGGUUGGAGAAGAUCGAAAGGUGACGAUCGUCCCCAUUUUCGAUUGUGACAACAACAGCCAGGGACUCGAGCUAGCAGAUGCGCUAUCGACGCAGAUCUCAGCAUUGAGGGAGAAACUGGCAGGAAAAGGUGACACUGAAUGGUCACAGCUUCUUCUUGAGUAUAGGCCUGCAGACGGUGUGAACGUCUCACGCUCUCUUUUUGAGACUGUGGAGAGAACUCACGUCCUCAUCAGGAGAUGGGUUUUGGCACACUUGGGAGCAGAGGCGGCGCAGGAGGUGCGAAUCGUAUGCUUCCUUGAGGACCAGGUGGAGUCAGAGACACGUCGACAAAUUGCGAAUCUGCCCGAUGUAGAUGGGGUGAGCCUGCGGCUUCCCGAACGGCGGACUAUCAGCCGCCCCGGUCUUCCGGCGUAGACGCAGGUUAGAUUGCAUCCUCUUCUUUUCUUUCUAUCAAAAGGUUUGUAAACCUGGCAGUACUGUAACGAAGAUGGGCCUCGCUGCACUACUGUUGAAUCUUGAGAAAUCAAGAGGUCAUCACGGC